Molecule: messenger RNA, 1982 nt
Organism: Perognathus longimembris pacificus (Pacific pocket mouse)
Lineage: Eukaryota; Metazoa; Chordata; Mammalia; Rodentia; Heteromyidae
Gene: Gnpnat1
Product: glucosamine-phosphate N-acetyltransferase 1
Exons: 5
Coding region: 355-924 (189 amino acids)
Biological process (GO): UDP-N-acetylglucosamine biosynthetic process
Cellular component (GO): Golgi apparatus; endoplasmic reticulum; endoplasmic reticulum-Golgi intermediate compartment
Molecular function (GO): monosaccharide binding; glucosamine 6-phosphate N-acetyltransferase activity
Source: RefSeq, a predicted model, not a curated record
UGCUCUCGGGGCCUGGCGGGGCUUCCUCGAGGGGUUUACCGAACGCCACGGCGGGCCAGGCCCCGGCUGGGCAGUCUCGGGGGGCAUGGAGUGGAGACCGGGCUCCGGGGAAGCGGCGCGGAGUCGCGUCUGAGCGCGGCAGGGUCCGGGCGGGAGCUCAGCCCGCGCGGCCCGGCCCGGCUGUUGGCGGGCUCGGCCGCCUUCGCGCGGAGCCUCUCCAAGUACGGGCAGCGGAGCACCCGCGGCCGCAGUCCGCGAUGGGGCCUUCCGCGGAGAGGGGCGUCCUUUGUCUUCUCUCCCGGCCUCUACCCUGGCGACCCCGGCGGUCUGGUUCCUGCCGUAGGCGCUGACGCUAUGGAAGCCCAGCGCUUGAGGAAUUCUCGAAUAAAACCGAGCAGACCACUGUGGGAUGCGUCUGGUCUUACUGGAAAGAUGAAACCUGAUGACACUCCUAUGUUUGACCCAAGUCUACUCAAAGAAGUGGACUGGAGUCAGAACACAGCUACAUUUUCUCCAGCUAUUUCCCCAACACACCCUGGAGAAGGUCUGGUUUUGAGGCCUCUUUGUACUGCCGACUUAAACAGAGAAUCUUUUGAGCAUAUGAGGAAAUCUGGGGACUAUUAUGUUACAGUUGUAGAAGAUGUGACCCUAGGACAGAUUGUUGCUACUGCAACUCUGAUAAUAGAACAUAAAUUCAUCCAUUCCUGUGCUAAGAGAGGAAGAGUGGAAGACGUUGUUGUUAGUGAUGAAUGCAGAGGAAAACAGCUUGGCAAAUUAUUACUAUCAACUCUUACUCUGCUAAGCAAGAAACUGAACUGUUAUAAGAUUACUCUUGAAUGUCUACCACAAAACGUUGGUUUCUAUAAAAAGUUUGGGUAUACAGUAUCUGAAGAAAACUACAUGUGUCGGAGGUUCCUAAAGUAAAAAUGCUGAAGGCUUUACUCUUUGUAGAGUUACAACAUGUUGUUGCUACAACACAGUGACCUCCCUACAGACUGGACUGAAAUAAAAAGCAUCAUUAAUACAAGUGUAAUGACAUUAAAAGAUUACUCUGGGCUGGGACAUAUUGUGAGUUUAGAUCACAAAUGAAUUAUUAUAAAGGGGGUGAUUUUUAACCAAAGGAAUAUAUUUUUAACUUGAAUCUUUUCUUGCAUUGUAUUUUUCUAAAGUUUGGCUUCAUUUCCUAGUGGUCAAGUACAUUUAGCAAGUUUACAUGUCUGCUUUAUGUGCUGCUCACUAAAAAUAAAUACAUUUACUAAGGUUGUUUCUUACCAUACUCUUAAAAUUAGGUGUUGUUUUUUCCAAAGAAAUCUGUAGACAUUAAGGGUUUACCAUGUUACAUGAAAUGAGAUAAACUGGCUAUUAUAAUUAUUUAUACACUGGAAAUUCUUGACCUUAAUACUUACUGGGAAGCUUUUAAAAUGAAGUAGAAAUAGGCGUGGCUCAAGUGGCAGAGUGUCUGCCUAGCAAGCUCAAGGCCCUAAACAAAGUACUGCCAAGAAAAGCAAGCACAAGAAAUGAGAAUGAUCUCAUAAAAAAAUGUGACUAGAUGCUAGGUAGAAUAAUUUAAAUGUUUUACUAAAAACUUAUAUGGUUCUGUGUAAACAACUGCUUAUCUGUCAAAUACAAUUGUUAAAACUACCCAAGAGCAAAUAUUACAGGGCAUCACUUUUAAACAGUGAAUUAACAACUCAGCAUAUAGAUCCUUUCUCACCCCCUGGAUAUCUGAUGUUUUUUCUGGAGUCACAUUUUUAUGAAAUAUGAACUAUUAUAAAAUUGAGUGUGGUAUUUAGAAAUCUGGCACUUUAUCUGUAACAUCUUUAAAAUGUUGAUGGAAGCUUUUCUACUUAAUGUGAUUAUUGUGGUAGUAUUCUAGUCACUGUCUUGGUUAAUUUUAUUUAUUUUAAUGAUUAUUUUGUCAAAGGAUUAAUGGUUCUAAUCUUUUGCAUUCCAUGCUAACAUUAAACCUGUUUGUAUGAAUA